Messenger RNA from Apodemus sylvaticus (European woodmouse), 1740 nucleotides. It is a transcript of the gene Slc35a2, whose product is annotated as solute carrier family 35 member A2. Bases 317 to 1498 code for a protein of 393 amino acids. NCBI's taxonomy places the organism in Eukaryota, Metazoa, Chordata, Mammalia, Rodentia, Muridae. The transcript is spliced from 5 exons. The record is from RefSeq and is a predicted model, not a curated record. Gene Ontology annotation, molecular function: UDP-galactose transmembrane transporter activity. Gene Ontology annotation, biological process: pyrimidine nucleotide-sugar transmembrane transport. Gene Ontology annotation, cellular component: Golgi membrane.
UGUUUGGACAGGUGGUUGCGGACAGUCAGGGUCAGGCGAGCGAACGAGACGUGGGGGCCGGGUCCAGAGUCACGAGCGUGCAAAUAAGACCUGUGCAAAGGCUCCGGGCGACGGUGUGGCGCCCUGUGUCUCCUGUUUUGAUGGAACCUGGGAAUCCGAAACCACCAUUUUAGAAUCAGGCUGGAAACUGGCUACCUCCCGACUCCUCCACGUCCCAGCUAACGCCCCGCCCCACACACCGAAGGUCCGGAAACGGACGUGAUGGAUACGGAAGUAGCCUGCUGUUGCCGAGGGGACGGGACGGGCAGAUGCCAACAUGGCAGCGAUUGGGGUUGGUGGAUCUACCGCUGCGGCCGGGGCAGGGGCCGUGUCCGCGGGCGCGUUGGAGCCUGGGUCCACUACAGCGGCUCACCGGCGCCUCAAGUAUAUAUCCUUAGCUGUGCUGGUGGUCCAGAAUGCCUCCCUCAUCCUCAGCAUUCGCUAUGCUCGCACACUGCCUGGGGACCGCUUCUUUGCCACCACUGCCGUGGUCAUGGCCGAAGUGCUCAAAGGUCUCACCUGUCUCCUGCUGCUCUUCGCACAAAAGAGGGGUAAUGUGAAGCACCUGGUCCUCUUCCUCCACGAGGCUGUCCUGGUGCAAUAUGUGGACACACUCAAGCUCGCGGUGCCCUCUCUCAUCUAUACCUUGCAGAAUAACCUUCAGUAUGUUGCCAUCACCAACCUGCCAGCUGCCACUUUCCAGGUGACGUAUCAGCUGAAGAUCCUGACGACAGCGCUCUUCUCUGUGCUCAUGUUGAAUCGCAGCCUCUCCCGCCUGCAGUGGGCCUCCCUGCUGCUGCUCUUCACUGGUGUAGCCAUUGUCCAGGCACAGCAAGCUGGUGGCAGUGGCCCACGGCCACUGGAUCAGAACCCCGGGGCGGGCUUAGCAGCUGUCGUGGCCUCCUGUCUCUCCUCAGGCUUCGCCGGUGUCUACUUUGAGAAGAUCCUCAAAGGCAGCUCUGGUUCUGUGUGGCUGCGUAACCUACAGCUCGGCCUCUUUGGCACGGCGCUGGGCCUGGUGGGGCUCUGGUGGGCUGAGGGCACGGCCGUGGCCAGUCAAGGCUUCUUCUUCGGGUACACACCUGCUGUCUGGGGCGUAGUACUAAACCAAGCCUUCGGUGGCCUCCUGGUGGCUGUUGUUGUCAAGUAUGCUGACAACAUCCUCAAGGGCUUUGCCACCUCCCUGUCCAUUGUACUGUCCACCGUUGCCUCCAUCCGCCUCUUUGGCUUCCACCUGGACCCAUUAUUUGCCCUGGGCGCUGGGCUUGUCAUUGGUGCCGUCUACCUCUACAGCCUUCCCCGAGGUGCAGUCAAAGCCAUAGCCUCUGCCUCUGCCUCUGGGCCCUGCCUUCACCAGCAGCCUCCGGGGCAGCCACCUCCACCGCAGCUGUCUUCUCGAGGAGACCUCACCACGGAGCCCUUUCUGCCAAAGUUGCUCACCAAGGUGAAGGGGUCGUAGCUGCUGGAAUGGAAGACGCUGGCCUACCUUCGUUCUCCCUUCCUGCCCUGGCCCAGCUGGGACUAAACUCUUAUCAGUAUUAGGGGUAGGGUGAGGUAGACAUGGGAACUCCCUGUCCCCACCAACCCUGCCCCACAUAGGGCUGACAUGACUAACCUCUGUUAAUGGACACACCUCAAACUCCUGCUAUCUUUACAGUAUUUCUUAGGUGAGUUUCUGCAAAUAAAAUGUUUUGCACCAUG